AUGUCAACAUCGUCGGAAAGGGUGGAAUGGGUGGAAAUCAUCGAGCCCAGGACGAAGGAGCAUAUGUACGCCAAUCUAACCACGGGCGAGUGUGUGUGGGAUCCGCCGGAGGGUGUCAACAUAAAGCGCACCGAUGCGUCGCAGUGGUGGGAACUGUUCGACACGAACACGUGCCGGUUCUACUACUACAACGUCGCCUCACAGAAGACGGUGUGGCACCGGCCGCAGAACUGUGAUAUUAUCCCGCUGGCCAAGCUGCAGACGCUGAAGCAGAACACGGAUCCGAGCGAUCGCAAGGAGGGUGGCACACUGCCGCACCACCAUCACCACCAUCAUCACCACCAUGGCAGUGGCGGCAGCGGUGGCAGUAGUAGCGGUGGCGGCGGCGGCGCUCUCGGAAGUUUGGGUUCCAUCGGCCCCACGAAGCUGGGUGGCGGCGGCGGUGGCGGCAGCGGAACGGUGGGCAAGUCUUGCGGCCAUCGGACGGCGACGGGCGUGACGGAUUACCGGGAUCGCGGCGACCAUCACCAUCGGAGCUCGAGUUCCGGCCAUCGGCGCGGAGGCGGCGGGCCGCUCGACCAGCGCAGCAACAGCGAACUCCUGGCCAGCCCCCAGGGAAGGCACAGCCUGCAGCACAGGUUGCCGCCGAAAAUCAUUACCUCGCCACUGACUGAUGGCAGCCACUCGUCGAUCGGUCGGCUGGAUUCGCACAAAUUUUGCAGACACGGACAUCACGGACCGCAACCGUGCAGUGGCAGCGGCUGCGGCGGCGGUCGGGGCGGGUGUGGUGCGAAUGGCAGUUUGGCAACACCACCGCCACCACCACCGCUGCUGUCGUCAGGAUCGAUGCGCAGCAGCCAGCGCUAUCAUCAGCCGGCGAUCGGUGUCACCAAUCACUACCACCACCACCAGCACCACCCACACCAUCAUUACGCCGCCUCCCAGCAGCAGCAGCAGCGGAACCACCCGGAGCGGGGAUCGAUCCGAUCGACGGACGGUAGCCUUUCGAGCAGUUACCGAAGAUUGCACGGGGCCGCCGACAGCAGUGUCGCCCCCGAGCAGUCGUCGACGGGCGGCAGUCUACUGCGGUACGGCAGCGGCGGUUCCAGUGGCUACGGCACCAACGGGGGUGGCCACGGUGGUGGUGCUGGUGGUGCCGGAGGUGGUACGGGUACGGGUAGAAAGCACAAUGUCGACAGUAGUAGUGGCUACCGGAUGCUGCAGGAAAGCUCCAGCUCACACAACAUUCCCCACUCGGUGAUAGUUCCUUCACCUUCGACCGGAGCAGCACCAGCGACAGCAGCAUCGUCCAUCAGUAGCACCGAAAAGCUGGCCACCCUGUCUUCCCUGCACCAUACGCCCGCGUUGCCACCGCCGCACCACCAGAUGCUGUCCUACUCGGUGUCGAAUUCGUCGGAUCUGGCCGGCGGCGGCGGCAGUCUUUCGUCUCCAUCGCACUCGAUGAGCACGCCACAGUUCAAGAAAAAGUUCAUGCACGACGGAGGAGUCGGUUCAUCCAAAUCGUCCUCGAAGGAGGGAAACCUGGGCGCUGGAGGAAUGGUGUCCAAGCACGAAAGCUUCGACUACGGUGGAAAUCCUGCCGCAUCGUCGAUCGCACUGACACGCUCCGGAAGCUUCUUGUCGUCGGCUGGAAUCACCAGUGGUGGUGUCGGUGGAUCGAGUGCCCACGGAACACCGACAUCUGGCCGACCGUACGGCGGUACUGGUGGCCCGACCGGAAGUGGUGGCAGCCAUCACUCUUCCGGGGGAUCGCAUCGUAAGGGAAGCUUCGAGGGCAAUGGAGGUGCCGGCGGAACCGGUGCUGGAGGUGGUGGUGCCGGUGCUGGUGGAGGAGGCAGUGACGAUUCGAUGCACGAGAAGUACUUCAAGUCGGUUGAAAACACGCCCCUUAGCCGGCGGCGCCACUCGUCCUCGUCCAAAUCUCCGCUGCAGCAGCAGAAACAGUCGAGCGAUUCUAGUCCACAAAGUCCACUCAGUCCACCCCAGCAGCAGCAGCAGCAGCAACAGGCCAAAGUGCAGCGUCCUUCGGCACUGUCCGUGGAGCUGGCGCCACCGUCGCCCGGCAGCAGUUACCAGCAGCAGAGCACCGGCAGCAGCAAAUCUAGUCACAAAGCGAGCAAUAGCAACAACGCCGCAUCCGAGAACGAGCCAAAGUUUGGCAAUGCGGACGGUGGUGGCGGUGGCGCUGGGAUGUCGGACAAGUAUCUGGACAAGGUGCGGCUCGAUCAACGACCGGGCAAGAUUUCGCCCGGUGCAGUUUCGCUCGGGGGCAAGCAAUCGCCAUACCUGGCAACCGGUGGCGGUAUUGGCGGAGGCUCGGCAGCUUCCUCCUCUAGUCAUCUGCUGGAUCAACCGCCACCGAACAGAGGCAAGCAGCUCCAGGGGCUCCAGGGCGACAACGGACCGGCUCCCGGUGGAAAGGAUCAAUUUUCGCUCAAUCUCAAUCAACCGAAUCUUGAGCGGCACAACAAGGAAAUGCUUCGGCAGCACGAACAACAAACGCUCGAAAAGAAACCGGGAUCCGGAUCGACGCAGACCGUCGCCUCGAACAGCUCGUCAACGGCGAAGCACGGGAUGAAAAAGUCCCGGAACUACAACAACCACGGCGGCCACGGUGGUCACGGUCACGGUGGAGGUGCUACCGCUUUGUUCGAUUUUGAUUACGACAACGGCAACACAUCGCCGUUGUACUGCAAUUGGGAUAAGGAAAUGCAGGAACAUUUACUUCCGCUGCAGCACUACAUACUGGAGCAGGCGAAACUGUCCGGCUCGUACGGUUUCGGUGAGCUAGACUCGGAUUCCUUCCACUCCGACAGCCAAUCGGAGCACUCGUUCUCCGGCCACGAGCCUGACAACGAAGACUCGGAUCACUCCGAUGGGCACGGCGAUUAUCUGGCACACUACCCGUACGAGGAGUACGGUGCCCGGCACGCCCAGGACGGUGGCGUUUCGUACUACAACUUUGAGUUCAACUUCGGUGACCGCGAAGAAAAGGAGGACAUAUCCGAGGAGGUCACUGCCAAGUUGGAGAGCAUUCCAGAUCAGAUCUACAGCCCGGUCAAGAACCAUCCGCCGCUACACAAGUACCCGGCGUCAGCAUUCCAAGCCCCCAAACACGAUGUGGUGGGACCCGUCGCCGAUGCCAUCGAUCGUGGCACUGCUAACGACAGUGCCCGAUUAGGUGGCAUUGCGACGUUUGGAUCGAAAACUUCCUACCUACAGCAGAUGGCUGGACAGAAACAGCAGCAGCAGCAGCAGCAGCAACAGCAGCAGCAGCUCCAGCACCAACAGCAGCUAGGGAUCGCAGGACAGCAACAACAACAAAAACUCACCAAAGCUACCCUGCUGCAACGCUUCCAAGAUAAUCUGUCGCUGGGCCACAGUCCAGUGUCGGGCAGCAACGGCAAGAUAGCGGAGAUGGCGCUGCUUAAGGAGUGCGACAUUGAGAAGUUCGCCCAGGACAACCUGAAUCUACACUCGAAGGGGAUUUUCCGGAAGAAAUCGUCCGUACGGGAUAUGCUCAGUUGGACGUCGAACGCGAUCAGCCGGCCAAUGUUGUCGCUAGCACGGGAUAAAGCGGGCAAGAAGAUGGCCACCGAUCUGUUCAAGCUGGUGCAGAUCUACAUGGGUGAUCGUAAGGCGCGAAUCGGUAUGAGCCUUAACUCGGUCGCGAUCGACAUCGUCACGAUGGCGAUGGCACAGGCGCAGCUACGGGACGAACUCUACAUUCAGAUGUGCCGCCAAACGACGGAAAACCCGAGCCGCGAAUCGCUGAUCCGUGGCUGGGAGCUGAUGGCGAUCUGCCUUUCGUUCGUGCCACCAUCGCCCACGUUUCAACCGGCCCUGCUGGGCUACAUUAACCGACAUCGGGAUCCGUCGUUUGCCACGAGCUUCCCGGAGGUCGGCAAAUGGCCGAUCCACGUGCAAAUUUCGCACUACGCUACGAUCGCAUGCAGACGCCUGGAUCGAAUCGGCAGCUCGGGUCGGAAGCAGGCCAAACGGCCGACCGAAGACGACAUCAAUCAAGCGCGGGAGCAAAUCUUCCGCGACAGCAUGUUCGGCAAUACGCUGCAGGAGGUGAUGGAGCUGCAGCGGGAACGCUUCCCCGAUCGGCAACUACCGUGGAUUCAAACGACACUGUCCGAGCAGGUGUUGCUGUUGAGCGGAAAACAGACCGAGGGCAUUUUCCGUGUACCGGCGGAUGUGGAUGAGGUUAACAUGCUGAAGAAUCGGAUCGAUCGUUGGGAAUUUCCGGAAAACAAGGGAACGAUGGACGCUCAUGCUCCGGCUAGUUUGCUGAAGCUGUGGUACCGUGAGCUGUACGAUCCUUUGAUACCGGAUGAGCUGUACGACGAGUGCGUCCAAACGGAGGACCCAGCGGAGGCGGCGGCCAUUGUCGAAAAGUUACCAAAGAUCAACCGAUUGGUUUUGACGUUUUUGAUACACUUCCUGCAACAGUUUGCACUGCCGGAUGUCGUUGCCAACACGAAGAUGGAUUCGUCGAACCUGGCGAUGGUGUUUGCGCCGAAUCUGCUCCGAUGCCAGUCGCAGGAUCCAAAAGUGAUCCUCGAGAAUGCCCGCAAAGAGAUGACGUUUAUGCGCACGUUGAUUCAGCAUAUGGAUACGGCCAGCGUAGCGUACAUGGUUUAA
This is a messenger RNA of Anopheles cruzii, 4671 nucleotides long. RefSeq lists its product as uncharacterized. The record is from RefSeq and is a predicted model, not a curated record. NCBI's taxonomy places the organism in Eukaryota, Metazoa, Arthropoda, Insecta, Diptera, Culicidae. Gene Ontology annotation, molecular function: GTPase activator activity; protein binding. Gene Ontology annotation, biological process: signal transduction. The coding region runs from base 1 to 4671 and encodes 1556 amino acids. The transcript has 11 exons. Gene Ontology annotation, cellular component: cytoskeleton; cytoplasm.